Hemisphaericaspora subhashii is the source of this 876-nucleotide messenger RNA. RefSeq names its product Csi2p (gene CSI2). Gene Ontology annotation, cellular component: nucleolus. Gene Ontology annotation, biological process: ribosomal large subunit assembly; rRNA processing. The transcript has a single exon. Gene Ontology annotation, molecular function: rRNA binding. Bases 1 to 876 code for a protein of 291 amino acids. NCBI's taxonomy places the organism in Eukaryota, Fungi, Ascomycota, Pichiomycetes, Serinales, Debaryomycetaceae. The record is from RefSeq and is a predicted model, not a curated record.
AUGUCAGCUAUUUAUAAAGCAUUACAAUCCAAAUCUUCCAAGGAUACUUCCGAAAAAGCCAAACACAUAAAUAGACAAAGAUUAUUAGUGAUAUCAUCCCGUGGGAUCACUUAUCGUCAUCGUCAUUUAAUUAGUGAUUUAUUACAAUUAUUACCUCAUGCUAGAAAGGAACCAAAAUUUGAUUCUAAAAAGAAUUUACAUCAAUUAAAUGAAGUUGCAGAAUUAUAUAAUUGUAAUAAUAUUUUCUUUUUUGAAUGUAGAAAACAUCAAGAUUUAUAUUUAUGGAUUACAAAACCACCAAAUGGUCCAACAUUUAAAUUUCAUAUUCAAAAUUUACAUACAUUAAAUGAAUUAAAUUUUACUGGAAAUUGUUUAAAAGGUUCAAGACCAAUUUUAAGUUUUGAUAAAAGUUUUUUAGAAAAUGAUCAUUUUAAAUUAUUAAAAGAAAUAUUUAUUCAUACUUUUGGUGUACCACCAAAUGCUAGAAAAUCAAAACCAUUUAUUGAUCAUGUUAUGACAUUUUCAAUUGUUGAUGGGAAAAUUUGGAUUAGAAAUUAUCAAAUUAAUGAAACUGAACAAAUUAAAGAAUCUGAAGGUAGUGAUGAUAGUAUUAAUCCAGAAGAAUUUAAUUUAGUUGAAAUUGGUCCAAGAAUGGUUUUAACUUUAAUUACUAUUUUAGAAGGUUCAUUUGGUGGACCAAAGAUUUAUGAAAAUAAAGAAUAUGUUUCUCCUAAUUUCGUUAGAGCUCAAGUUAAACAGCAAUCAGCUGAGCAAGCUAGAUCUAGAUCUGAUGCUGCAUUGGAAAGAAAGAUUAAGAAGAGAAGUCAAGUGUUGAAAGCUGAUCCUUUAUCUAAUGAUGCUUUAUUUAAGGAAUAA